UCAUUAAGUUUUCUGUUUGCUUACUUGGAGUGCUCUCUUCGCUCUCGUGUCCUUAAGUGUUUGUGACGCCUCUCAGGGCUAUGAAGGCGUCACUGAAGGCAGCCUUGGCGUGCUACCUUCUCACGGUCGCAUCGCUGGACGCCGCUAUUUGGAACCACUUCCUGGUGCCGCAGAAAACCUUUGACCCCUCGAAUGCCUUCUUCAGCUUCAACGAUACCUCGGCCUGUGCUUGCAAGUCCAAGUGCAUGGUGUUACCAGCGUGCACGGGCUGGACGGCCGUGGCCAUGAACACCACGGAGCCACAGUGCCUCCUGACAUCGGGCAACCCGCGGAGCAUCGGCCUCGCCCCUAGCUCCAAUGCUAUCUACGGCUUCGUAUUCAGAGAAGAUGCAAUUCCUGGGGUAAUUUCCGCGGAGAAAGGUCACGACGGGCUGGCUUACCAUGUGCCUCCGAACAUGAUGACCAUAGAGCCUGCCAGGGAGUACUGCGAAAGUAUCCCUGGCUUCCGUUUGGCGAUAUUCAGGACCUUCCAACAAAUCGAGGAUGGCAAGCAAAUGGCCAUCAAGGCGAGCUCGAAUACUGAUGGUUUACUCUUGAUUGACCUCCAGUCCACGGCCGGCAGUUUGCUGUGGGGUGACGGCAGUCUCUUUCCUUCACUCUUCUCCUCGCUCACCUCAGACACAAGUAAACCGAACAUCGUCAUCUCGCGGACAGUAAUAGGUUCAAAGAAUCAAAAAAGGCAUAUCCUGUGUCAGGGCCGCAGCGGAAAUCAACUCUGGUGAACCUGUCCAGCCACAACACUCGGACGCGAAAGGUGAUCUCCAAGUGGCUUACCAACAUUACCGCCUCACUCAAAACAUGCUGUCGUAUUUUGAUGGUAGUAGUAGUAGUAGUAGUAGUAGUAGUAGUAGUAGUAGUAGUAGUAGUAGUAGUAGUAGUAAUAGUAGUAGUAGUAAUAGCAGUAAUAGUAGUAGUAGUAGUAGUAGUAGUAGUAGUGGUGGUGGAAGAAGGAAUAGUACUAGCAAUAUUAAACACACCACGAGCUAUUAUAAAGACGUCCCUCUUUAGAUCCAAAGUUCAAGAGCCAUAUGCGAUGGUCCCACAUAUAGCACAGCCUUGCCUUCCUUUCCCUGCACUAGUAAUGCUUCAUUUGUAUCACUUUGUCACUAUUCAUCGGGUGUUGUUAUUAUCGCCGUGGGGCCACUCUAUUCAGGGACACGAGCCUAAUAUCCUCUCCCUUGCCCACACAUAAAGUUUUGAUGGCCGCGGCAAGACAAUUUGCUGACACUCCCCCUACCCCUAACACUGAUCAAUGUCACAGUAACACACACACACACACACACACACACACACACACACACACACACACACACACACACACACACACAGCACCGCGGCCACGAUGUAUUGUUCUUGUCAAGGAUGGUCGGCAAGAGUAGAGAAGAGAACGCAGGAUGAUUUGUGUGUUUGUUCUAAUGGAAUAUUCAACGACGUGUUUUUUUGGUGACAUGCUAGUCAUUGUGAUGUCUCCUGGACGGACAAUGGCGUAUGAAUUUAGAGUGGACGCACAUCAAUCAACUAACUGACACCUCCCCCCCAACACACACACACACACACACACACACACACACACACACACACACACACACACACACACACACACACACACACACGCACAUGGAGGAUAACAACAGCAUACUGAAAAAAAAUACUAUAAAUCUGAUGAAAGAUCAGCAGUUAAAAAAAAUUACAACGUAGAGUCAAAAGACGAUAUUUGAGCAAAAAAAAUAAAAAUAAA
Messenger RNA from Eriocheir sinensis (Chinese mitten crab), 1798 nucleotides. RefSeq lists its product as uncharacterized. The transcript has 4 exons. The coding region runs from base 81 to 782 and encodes 233 amino acids. The record is from RefSeq and is a predicted model, not a curated record. NCBI's taxonomy places the organism in Eukaryota, Metazoa, Arthropoda, Malacostraca, Decapoda, Varunidae.